Messenger RNA from Mesocestoides corti, 1605 nucleotides. The record is from the annotation of a GenBank genome assembly. Lineage: Eukaryota; Metazoa; Platyhelminthes; Cestoda; Cyclophyllidea; Mesocestoididae.
AUGCCAAUUGUUUCAGUGCCAGAAAGGGUUAUUUUUCAGAAGCUUGGACGUGAAGAGGAAUUCACAAAUCUCUGCUUUGCUUAUGGCUUAGAACUGGAUGAAAUAACUACGGAACAGGAGCUAGUUGCAAGGGAACAGGGAGCUAACGUUAUCACAGACAAGAACACUGAGACUAUCUACAAGGUUGAAGUACCUGCCAAUCGAUAUGACCUGCUCUGUGCUGAAGGACUCACCCGAGCUCUUCUCAUCUUCCAGAAAAGGUCAGUACAGUCAAUUCGUCCAUUCGUUGUUUGUGCUGUGCUUAGGAACAUAGCCUUUAAUGAAGAUCGUUAUGCCAGUUUCAUCGAGUUGCAAGAUAAACUUCACCAGAAUAUAUGCCGGAAACGGAGCCUCGUUGCGAUCGGAACUCACGACUUGGACACAUUGUUGCCGCCGUUCGUGUAUACUGCAUUGCCACCUCAAAGCAUCUACUUCCAACCCCUGAACCAGACCCAGGCGUACACUUCUGCCGAACUCAUGGAUCUCUACUCAAAGGAUUCUCAUCUGAAAGCCUACCUCGACAUUAUUCGCGACAAACCCGUCUACCCGGUGAUAAAAGACUCUCUGGAUGUAGUUCUUUCAUUACCUCCCAUCAUAAAUGGUGAACAUUCGAAGAUAACAUUAGCAACAAAGAACGUCUUCAUCGAGUGCACAGCCACCGAUCUCCACAAGGCCUCCAUUGUUCUUGACACAAUGGUCACAAUGUUUUCAGAAUACUGCGCCCACCCUUUCACUGUAGACUACAUCAAUAGCCUUCUGGGUAUCAGUUGCAGUGAAUCAGAGAUCAGCGACCUUCUUACACGGAUGAGCCUCAUUUGCCGGAUCGCCGAUGACACAAACUCUCUGCUGUCGGUGCGGGUGCCUCCCACCCGUCACGAUAUCCUCCACCCCUGUGACAUUGCCGAGGAUGUAGCCAUCGCGUACGGCUACGAUCGGAUCGAAGAACACUUGCCCGAAAUUUACACCAUGGUUCACGAUCAACCACUCAACCGACUAACUGACAUGAUUCGCGCCGAGCUUGCACAGUGUGGGUUUACUGAGGCCUUGACGUUCUCUCUCUGUUCGCGAGCGGAUAUCAGUACGAACCUACAGAAACCUCUCGAUCGCCAGCCUGCUGUUCACAUUAGCAACCCCAAAACUCUCGAUUUCCAGGUGAUGCGGACAGUUCUUCUCCCGGGCCUUUUGUCAACGCUUGCCAAUAACCGAAGCCUUCCUCGGCCGUUGAAACUAUUCGAAGUGCAGGACGUUGUGAUCAAGGAUGACAAUAAAGACGUUGGUUGUCGCAACAAUCGUCGCGUGUGCGCAGUUUACUGCAACAAAACGUCCGGCUUCGAGAUAAUUCACGGUGUUCUCGAUCGCCUAAUGCAAGUCCUUGAAGUGACGUAUGAAGAAAAUGCCAAGCCCAGAAACGAAACCUACUUUUCGGGACGCUGUGCAGACAUAAUCUUAUCACCUUCUGAGGUAUCUAUUGGCCGUUUGGGAAUUGUUCAUCCCAAUGUUUUGCGGAGCUUUGGUCUGACCUUCUCCGUUUCUGCUUUGGAAUUCGAUCUGGAACAAUUUUUGUAA